AAACAGGGAGCUAUCAUCGAAGUAUGCACCACCAUGGGAAAGGAGUGUACUCAGGCACUUUCUCAGGUACCCUCAACCCAGCACUGCAGGACAGGCAGGGACGGCCAAAACGGGAUAUCUCAACAAUAAUCCACAUACUUAAUGACCUCUUGUGUGCCACACCACAGUAUCGUCGCCACAACACCAGCAUUACCCUUAGUUCAACAACACCCUCCAGGACCAAGAGUUCAGGGAGCAGUGCACCCAAGGAGAAGAAGCCACUGAAUACCUCCUCAACAGACAUCUCACAAUCUCAGGAGGACAUGAUGGAGGCAAACAGGAGGAAAGCUGUUGAUGAACCACAAGCUGGUGACCAGGAUUCAGGUGAUGAGAACCAAGCAAUGCGAACAAAAGUGGAGCAGCUACGCCUAAUCAUGGAGCAGCGACGGGCCCGGCGCAAAGCUCGGCGCGAUGCCCGGGCACGCCCUUACCCACACACUGCUGCAUCAUGGGCCACAGACACCACAGUGCCUGCUGUUGUCACCACAACCAGCACAGCAGCAGCAUCUGCUACUCAAGCAAUGGAUGUGGAUGGAGGAGAUACUGAUGGUACUGAUCCCACCACCCUUUGUGAGCUCAACUCAGAGACUGUAGUGGCUUAAUGAUGGCCCAUCAUUAGAAGGAUGUUAGGUUAAUGUGUAGGGAGGAUUUGCCACUGUGAAUUGUUUAGAUGGAUUUAGGUGUAAGUGAUGAGUAUACCUUUGCACAACUGCCUAUAACCCAAGGUGACUCAAUUUAGCCAAGGUGGUCAAGCCUUUAUGUUGAAAGUCUUGUCAUUUGGCAGAAAGUAAGAAAAUGCAAGGUCUGUUGUCUGUGAUUUAGGGUUUGACUGUGUUGCAGCCAAACUGUGACACAAAAGCAGUGUGUGAUGAUGUCUUCCAUAGUUGGAAAAGAUGAGUGUUCCAGAUCAAUCAAGGAAGGAGACUGUGCUGAACUUGAGUAAUAAAUUGUUAUAGCACUGUUUGUCUAAACUACCUUGAGGAGAGAGACAAUAAUGUCCGGGGGUUGAUUUUAAAAAAGGAAAA
Penaeus monodon (black tiger shrimp) is the source of this 1064-nucleotide messenger RNA. RefSeq names its product midnolin-A-like. Gene Ontology annotation, cellular component: nucleus. NCBI's taxonomy places the organism in Eukaryota, Metazoa, Arthropoda, Malacostraca, Decapoda, Penaeidae. The record is from RefSeq and is a predicted model, not a curated record.